This is a messenger RNA of Anopheles nili, 2295 nucleotides long. RefSeq names its product toll-like receptor 13. NCBI's taxonomy places the organism in Eukaryota, Metazoa, Arthropoda, Insecta, Diptera, Culicidae. The coding region runs from base 147 to 1898 and encodes 583 amino acids. The transcript is spliced from 2 exons. Gene Ontology annotation, molecular function: protein binding. The record is from RefSeq and is a predicted model, not a curated record.
UGAAUUCUGAAGUAGUUGUUCUACAGGACAAAUUCGUGCCCAGCCGUCACUCAAGCAGGCGUGUGUUGGGAAGCUGAGCAGAUUAGAAAGAAAGCUACAGGGAUAGCGACUCUUCGGAACCUUCAAGCUGAGCACCACGGAACGUGAUGGGAAAAAUGCAACCAACGAAAAGAUCCACAAUAGCCAGCCUAACAUUGGCAAUGAUCUGUUUGGCUGGGAUCAGUCCCUCGCAUGGUGACGAAUGUGUCAGUAUGAAACGUGACAGGCAUCGAACGAUUAUGGAAGAGUAUCGCCACUCGCCAAACUGGGACGGCUACCUAACAGAGGACACGUUGAACCUGCAGAACAACGAAACGGAAGUGGACCUCUCCAGGCAAGGUUUCAAAGAGGUCCACUGGCACUUGAGUAGCGUUGCGGGCGAGGGUUACGACGUAUUCGACCUCAAUCUGGCAUUUAACAACCUCGAGGAGCUGAACGAAUUAACCUUCCUGAAGUUCUACUCCCUGGAGAUGCUCAACCUUUCGAACAAUCGCCUCCAGAUGAUCAGUAAUCUCACCUUCGGCUCGUUGAUACGUCUGGUCGAGCUGGACCUAUCCUUCAACCUGAUUCACACCUUGGAACGGCAGGCUUUCGAUAGGCUGUACGCUCUCGAGUCACUGAGCUUGCGGGAAAACUGUCUCGUUACACUCGCACCGAACCAAUUCCAUUUCAACGAUCACCUAUCGUCGGUGUUGCUAGAUCACAACCAACUGGCGUUCCUGCCACCGGUUCUGUUCGAUCCUGUAACAAUGGUAGACGAAAUCUACGAAUUCGACCUAUCGAACAACAACUUCCGUCGGAUGCCAUAUGUCGAGAUCAAAGAGAUCGCGUUGCUGAAGAUCGACAACAAUCACAUCGAAACGCUCACCGUGAACAAAACUUUUAAUGUGCGCGCCCUGCAGAUCCAGCACAACAACAUCUACGAUGCGGAUCUGUUCAAAUUCAGCCGAGCCGAGCACAUCGAUCUUUCGCACAACAACCUGGACAACAUCGUCGGCCUGCAUGAGAUGAACCAGCUCGAGUAUCUGGAUCUCUCGUCGAACAACGUGUCCCGGUUCGACUACAACCUAAAGUACUCGAUCCGGAACAUCCCCAGCCUGGUGACGUUGCGGUUGCAGAACUGCAGCCUUAACGAGCACAAUAUCCAAGGCCUGCUGGCGUCAGAGUCGAUCCUUAAUCUCGACCUCUCGCAGAACAACUUCGUUCGGCUGAAUGUAAGUGAGCUGGCGCGAAUGCACACGCUGCAGUACCUGAGCCUUAACUUCAACUAUCUCCGCGAGUUGAUCAACUACGAGCUGCUAGGGCUGGAGUUUCCGUUCCUCGAGCUGGUUUCGCUGUCGUUCAAUCGCUGGAACUGCACGUACUACGAUCAACUGAACGCGUUCCUGAACCGCACACACAUCCGCUCUACGAGCGAUCCGCGCGACUGCUACAUCAACGGUACGCACGUGACCGAUUCCUACAUUACGGACGCGUUCGAGCCGCAGUACACGAUGAACCACGUCAAACGGGAUAUGACCGUGCUGCGCAAUCUGGGCCGCAAUACCAUCUACUUCAUGUAUGCGCUUUUCUCCACGAUGCGAGCGCAAGGCAAUGAAACGUACCUGCACCAGAUACGCCAGGAUCGCCAGCUGGACGUGCUGGAACGGGACGUCGAUCGGUUGCUCGGUAUGCUCGCCUUCCUGGUGGCCAUCUUUGCGUGUGUCCUGUUCGCGGCCGUCGCGUACGGUGGGUUCCUGCUCGUCCGUCGAUGGCAACACAGUCGCGCCGUCAAGGUGGUGACGUAUAACAAGCGAGCGAACGAGUUCAGCAAUGGUGUCACCGUCAACGACGUUAUACGCGAUAAUUCAGUGGCUUAGGUUAGCCUUGAGCAUUACCUAAGUGGAGGAGCCUAAACGUAGGGAUUAGGCGUUCUUUUAACCAAAUACAACCUCCCUUACGAUUGGCUUGUGAUCGCUCGUCAGGACACCACGCCCGAGCAAUGCCAUGCGCUUCUGGAGCAUUGUUCGAUUGCUUAGAAGAUUACUAUUUGUGCUAGAGGCUGCGCUUCGAAUUUGCUAGAUUUAAGCAAUGUUUCAAAAACCACAAUGGCGCUGCGAGAUUUCCAGUCGGAUCUCGCCAAAUGAACGUCAAUUUGAAGCGCGUGAGAAAGUAUUAGACCGGCCACAUCAAGCCGAACGUAUCUAGUUACCAGACAAUCAAAGAAAAACACGUUUUAUUCUGCUUGAAAUUGUAUCGAUAUUCUAAUAAAUGUAA